AUGAAGAGCAACAUCAGUCUGACUCCCUCCUAUUUUCAGUUCACUGUAUUUGCAGACUAUGGGCCCCUCAGAUAUCUUUUCUUCAGCCUCUCUCUGAUAAUCUACAUGACUAUAAUCUCUGCUAAUCUUGUCAUUGUUCUGUCAGUCUGCCUGGAGAACUCUCUGCAUCAGCCCAUGUAUAUUUUCAUCUGCUCUCUGUGUUUAAACUCUCUGUACGGCUCGACCGGCUUCUUCCCCAGGUUCCUGAUGGACCUUCUGUCCGACACUCAUUUCAUCUCACGUCCACUCUGUUUCAUUCAGAUGUACGUUACUAACACUUACAAAGGACAUGAGGUGACUCUCCUCACAGUCAUGGCCUAUGACAGGUUUGUUGCUAUUUGCCAGCCUUUACACUAUCACAGUAAAAUGACAUUUAGGACGGUGCUGCUGCUUUUGAGUUUUGCUGUGUUGUUCCCUGUAUUAAUUGUUGCCUACUUUUUAUAUAUGGCCAGCAGUUUGCCUUUGUGUGGAAAUAAACUGCACAGAAUUUUUUGUACCAACUGGUCUGUAGUUGAGCUCUCCUGUGUGGACACAGUUGUGAUCAACAUAGUAGGUCAAAGUGUUGCUGUGACAUCAAUCUUUACCCCCCUGUCCUUUGUCCUGUACACCUACCUGCGCAUUCUGCUUGUCUGCAGGAGAAGUUCAUCUGAAUUCAGAGGAAAGGCUUUACAGACCUGCCUGCCCCACAUAGUGACCUUUGGGAACUAUUGCAUCUCAAUAUUCUGUGAGGUUUCACUGAGUUGGUAUAAUGUUAAUGAAGUAAAAUCAUUUGUCUUUGUUGCUUUAUCUCUGGAGUUUCUGAUCAUCCCUCCCCUCAUGAACCCUCUGGUUUACGGCCUGAACCUGCCUCAGAUCAGAGCAGUGAUCUUUGGUUCUCUAAUG
Molecule: messenger RNA, 921 nt
Organism: Monopterus albus (swamp eel)
Lineage: Eukaryota; Metazoa; Chordata; Actinopteri; Synbranchiformes; Synbranchidae
Product: olfactory receptor 6K3-like
Exons: 1
Biological process (GO): detection of chemical stimulus involved in sensory perception of smell; G protein-coupled receptor signaling pathway
Cellular component (GO): membrane
Molecular function (GO): G protein-coupled receptor activity; odorant binding; olfactory receptor activity
Source: RefSeq, a predicted model, not a curated record